UUUGGCCGUGAUGACAGGUCUUUCCGAAGAUGUAUUUUUACCCUCUGGACAAAUAGCAGUUGGGACGAGUGGGGCUUUUUUAUGAGUUGAGGUACUCAGAGCUGGAAAAUAAACAGGCAGCUAAUGAAACGUUCUUAUGGAAACUGGCAUAAAUAAUAACAAAGGAAACAUCCUGUCCCCCGUGCCAACACCCUCGGGUGAGGGGCUAUAAAAGCUGCUGGCCACCGGCCACCGUCAGACGUGGGGAACUCCGGCCGCGCUCCUGACCUGCCACCUGACCCGUCGGGACCAUGGGGUGCUGCCCAGGGGACUGCUUCACCUGCUGCCCUCAAGACCAAGACUGCUGUGAAGUGUGCUGCUGCCAGCCCGCCUGCUGCGGCUGCUGUGGUUCCUGCUGCGGCUGCUGUGGUCCCUGCUGCGGCUGCGGGGGCUCUGGCUGCGGAGGCUCUGGCUGCGGAGGCUGUGGGAGUGGCUGCUGCGGGAGUGGCUGCUGUGGCUCCGGCUGCGGCUCCGGCUGCGGGGGCUGUGGGAGCGGCUGCUGUGGGUCCGGCUGCUGCGGCUCGUCGGGGUGCUGUGGUCCUGUCUGCUGCCAGCCUACGCCUGUUUGCGAGACGAAGUGAAGCCCUCUGCCCCCUCCGCGGAGCUGCCCUAGCAAAGCCUCCACCUGCGGCAGGUGGAGAGACUCCUUGUCUCCAGGACAUUCCUGGCCCCCAAGACAGCGUCCUGCCUCCGUGUUAUUUGUAGACGAGGGCUUGUUCUCCAAUGCCUGCCCUGGUGUUUCAAGGUCCUGAGAGUAAGAGCCAUAAGCUGGUGAGAAAAUGGAAACUGGGUCCCAUCCAAAGUGAUCCCCGAAGCUUGCAGGGUGACCCCCCCAUGGCUUUAUUUUCAUGGACUUAAAUGUCUUGUCACUGGAAGGCAUCCUCUUACUCAAGGUGGCUUUGGGACUGACCCUUCUCCUCAGCUUUCUGCUGCUUUUGAAUGCAAAAAUUUCUCUUUGUUAACUUCUUAAUAAAUUCGAGCUUGCUGG
This is a messenger RNA of Mustela lutreola (European mink), 1027 nucleotides long. Its product is annotated as keratin-associated protein 17-1. The transcript has a single exon. Lineage: Eukaryota; Metazoa; Chordata; Mammalia; Carnivora; Mustelidae. The coding region runs from base 291 to 620 and encodes 109 amino acids. The record is from RefSeq and is a predicted model, not a curated record.